Messenger RNA from Aspergillus calidoustus, 5041 nucleotides. NCBI's taxonomy places the organism in Eukaryota, Fungi, Ascomycota, Eurotiomycetes, Eurotiales, Aspergillaceae. The record is from the annotation of a GenBank genome assembly.
CAGCGCCCGCUCGGUCAUUCCUUGUAUCGUUUCUAUUUCCUAAUUUAAUUAGUUAGAUUACCCCUAUUUCUCUUGUAUUUAGUGCAGUAUCGCUGCUAGAUUCAAUGAAUCAGACCUUCACAUUCCUCUGGCGGUGGACCAAAUAUUACGUACGCCACGAAGUCCGACAGUUAUGAGCCCGGCACGCAUAUAGGACUGCUUCACUGCUUCGUUUGACUAUAUUGAAGCUAUUCAGGCCUGCCUUCUCCGAGAAUACUGCACCGUGAGCGACGAAUCGAGAGUACCUACCCCUGAUACCCCUGAAUCGAGAAUCGACCCAGAAAACGAUCCCGAAGCAGUUAUUGUACAACAACAUGGAUGCCAGCGCUGCAACGAAGGUCUCAAUCAUCUUGAAGUCUCGAGAUGAUUGGCGCGCUUGGUAUGAUAAUAUACAAAGCUUAGCGAAGGCGCGAGAUGUAUGGGAAUACAUCAACCCUGAUACUAAGAAGGAGGGCUACCAGAGCUACCAAAGAAACCAGAGAUCCCAGACAUUGAAGCCUUACCAGAAUCACAAUGGAAGAUGCGCAUGCAACUCUGGACGGUGAAGUCAAAUGAAUAUGAGAAGAUCAAGCGAGGACUUGCAGUGGUCAAUGAAGCUAUUCGCGGAUCGAUAAGCACGCUGCUUAUUCACCAUAUCUAUGGGAAGGAGUCAGUGUACGAUAUCCUGAAGGCUUUAAAGGUUCAAUUUGCUCCUAGCAAGCACCAGCAGAGUCGAAUGAUACUCGCAAAGUAUGAGAAAGCAAGAAAGACCUCUAUCAAGGACUCAAAUUUAGAGAUCUGGCUUGCGACCUUUGAGGCAGCCUAUCUAGAGUGCCUAGCUGCAGAUCGACCAGAGGUGAAAGACCAGCAUGCCGUACGACAUUUUCUAGAGGCAGUUAGCAGACAUUCACCUUCCUGGGCUGAACGUCGUUUCGAUGACCUACAGCGAGAUGAGGAGAUCGAAUUACCAGAGAUCCUUGCUCAAUUUCGAGGCUAUACAGCAGAUAUUGCAGUUGUACGUCGAUCUAGGUCAGAUGCAGCAUUCGCAACACUAAAAGGACAAUCAGAUGAAGCACCAGAACCCAUAUCAAGUUCCUUACCACGACCAAAGUGUCUCUGCGGAGCAAUUCACCGAUUUCUUGAUUGCCCAUACGUUAUGACUUUAAUGCAACCAUCAAACUGGGCUCCUAAGCCAGAGAUAGAAGCACGAUUCACGAAGCUUCUAAAAGGACCACGAAAUGGAGCACAGUUCGCGCUGAAGAAGGCAAUGGAAAAGAAUUCCGUGAUGUCAAGCCAGGAUAACCAGCAGGAGCACGCAAUGGCAGUCAUUCCAACUAGCUUUUCAACAGAAUCAUCGUACGAACUCCAGAAUUGUUUUAUUCUUGACUCUGGAGCUUCAGUGCACGUAUGCAACGAUCGAUCUCGCUUCCAGGACUUCACGGAAGAAGAUCAGAGGACGCUACGUGCAGGAGACACGAUUAUGAGGAUAGAGGGCAGAGGCAACGUACGAAUUACGCCUAAUAGCAAGAAAGGGAUUAGUAUCUUGCUUAGAGACGUUACUUUCGUGCCUGGAUUCCAUACUAAUAUCCUCUCUGCUCGGCGAAUGAAGAGAGCAGGGUAUAGAUGGGAUUUUGAAAAUGACCGUAUUCUCAAGGAUCAAGAGGAGAUCUGCAAUCUGCGUACAAUUCAAGACCUUUGGGUCAUUGAAUACAAACCACCAAGCAAGCAAGAAGAUGCGUACGCAAUUAAGCAAUCUAAGAAACCACUUAUCCUAGAUGGGGAUAUAGAUCUUUGGCAUCAGCGAAUGGGUCACCUAAACCAUGAAGCACUAGAACGCUUACCAGAAGCAUCAACAGGAGUCAAGAUGCUUAAUAGAGGAUCUAUGAGCUUUCAAUCCUGCGAAACAUGCAUCUUAUCAUCUGCAGAUCAGCAGAUAUCUCGACGCUCAGCAGAGCGAGAAACGGAGCCGUUUCGGAGGGUCCUUUUCGACCUGAUUCAACUGAUUGAAGCAUUCAACGGAGAUCGAUGGUGUAUUCAUCUGUACGAUGAGGCAACACAUAACCAUGUUGUAUACACUGCAGCGCGGAAGAAUGGGAUUGCAGAGGCGCUUCAGGACUUCACGAACCUUGCGAAGAACCAAUAUGGCAAGCCAGUGAAGAUAUAUCGCUCUGAUAACGAGCGUACACUGGGAGGAGGGUUCAAAGACCUCAUCUGGAAUGAAGGAAUUCGUCAUGAGACUCCUCCACGUGGUCAUCCAAUGCAGAACGGCCCUGCGGAACGUUCUGGGGGGGUGAUUAUUAGGAAGGCAAGAUCUCUAUUGGUCAAUGCCCGAUUACCACUAGAUCUUUGGCCACUAGCCUUUAAAGCAGCUGCAGUUCUGCUAAACAGAUCACCAAUUAGAGCCCUGAACUGGAAGACUCCGUACGAAGCACUGCAUGGGAAGCAACCAAACCUUGCAAAUCUGUACACCUUUGGAUGCCGCGCUUAUAUGAGGAAUCAGGACCUUAAGAGAAGUGAGAAGGUUGCUCCCAGUGCGCUUAUUGGAUAUCUUGUUGGAUACAAGGCUUCGAACAUCUGGCAGAUAUGGCUUCCAAAGCAGAAGAAGGUUAAGGAGGCUAGAGAUGUUGUGUUCGAUGAAAAUCAAUUAUAUGACCCAACAACACCAUUUCUGGAAGAUCUAAUCAAGGAAACAAGCCCUGCAACGCCUGUAGAGGUGUUAGAGACUCACAGCUUAGAAGAUCCUGUGGCAGAAGACUUAGAGAUACCUGAUCUUGAUGAGGAGGUUGAAAAUGUACGAGACACAGAGGCAAGCGGAGUGAGCGGAGCAAGCGGAGCUAGUAAGGCUGUGGAUACUAGCAAGGUCUCCACACCUCUACUUCCCAGUUCCAAAGUCGCCAUUCCGCGUGUGACCCCACAACGUUCGUUUGGAAACGGACGAGUGAAACGAGCCUGCAUCGAGUGCAGAGAGCAGAAAACAAAAUGCAACGGUCAUCAACCGUGUGGUCGUUGUACCGAUUUUGGAAUGGAAUGUGUAUACGUGGAUGGAAAGCGUGAGGCGAUGCAGAAACGGCUGCAGGAGCUGGAGAAGCAGGCUCAAGCUUACGAUCGGCUUCUCACUGAGAUCCAGCCGCGUCUCGACAGCCAUGAUAAAGAGCUCAUCAGUCGUACGCGCGCUCAGUAUUCCAGUCCAGAUUCCGAGCAUGCAAAUCCCGACCACGCGAACCACGGCUCAGCGCACGGCCAAACCCGCUCUUUUGGCAUCGAAUACAUCCAGGAGGAUUUCCACAGCGACAAAGCGUUGCAGGCGAUUGGGUUCAUGGGUGGUCCUUCGGAGAUGUCGUGGAUUAAUGAGCUGUAUCAGGUCCUCGAGGAAGACACGCCCUUCCUUGACUCCGAAGUCUCGAAUAAAUCCCAGUCAUUGACAUCCAUUUGCUACUUCCUCGACGAUGAAAAUUUGGUCUUGGAUGCGAGCAUCGAUCCCUACGGUCGUCCACCCCGAGAUAUUGCCGAUAAGUUGUUAGACUGCUACUUCUUUACCGUACAUCCAUCAUUCCCCAUUAUAGCCAAGAUCCCGUUCAUGCAGCAAUGUGAGAUGUACUAUACACGACCUGACAUUAAUCCGACGAAGAGACGGUUGACGAUUCUAAACCUGGUCUUUGCGCUCGCCUCAAAAUUCGCCCAAUUGGUUUCAAAGCCAUGGGUGGGGGCUGACAGUCCGAUGGUCUGCUUUACCAGGGCGCGGAAGCUGAGCUUCACCGAAAGCCAGCUUCUUGAGCAUCCUAACCUUCAGCAGGUCCAGGUUGAGGGGCUGACGGCAUUUUUUCUGAUGGCUAUAGGCCAUAUCAACCGCGCUUGGCGAGCGUGUGGCGUUUCCGUUCGGUCUGCGAUUGCUCUGGGCGUCAACCUUCGCAGUGAAAGCAAGGAGACAUCAAACUUAUCCAAGGAAAUCCGGUACCGGGUGUGGUGGUCAAUCUACACGUUGGAAAAUACUCUGGCCAUUCUGACAGGUCGACCCACGAGUGCUCCGGAUAAGUACAGCACGACACCGUUGCCAAUCCCGUUCGAUGAAGAACAGUUCCGCGAACCAGCAGCAUCGCGGUUGCUCGCAGACUUUGCGGCCCGCAUCGAGUAUAUGCAGGCUCUAAGCUCGCAGCGAGGCAAUUCUUUCUACUUCUUCUGCUUUGUAGAUCUCACUGUGAUCAUGCGGCGCGCGAUUGACUCGCUGUAUAACCCUGGCUUCGCCAGAAAGCCGUGGUUGACUAUUAGUGCAUCCAUCAUGGAUCUGAUUCAAGAAACGGACGAAUGGCUUAGUCGUGUCCCACCUGCGUUCCACUUCAAAAUCCACCGUUCUUCGACUCAUUUCGAGCGACAGAGAUGGAGUCUAGCAUUUCGGUAUUAUAGUCUGCGUAUUACACUCAGCCGGCCGUCUCUGUGUCGAUCCGAAAGACAGCGUGCGCCUAACGAAGCAUCGGCACUCAGUCAGCAGCGGAUUUCCCGUAUCUGCAUCGACUCGGCAUGUGAAUUGUUGGAUUCAUUGCCUGAUAAGCCCGACGCAUUCUGGCUAGUCCAGGUUUCCCCAUGGUGGUGUGUUCUGCAUUACCUCAUGCAGUCGGUUACUGUCCUCCUCAUCGAGAUGGAAUUCUGCGUGCGGUUUCAUGCGGACGGCGCUUCCCACAUUACCGUACAUUUAGAGAAGGGACUAGAUUGGCUGUACAACCUAGGAUCGAUCAGCGUCCCUGCGAAACGAGCUUGGGAGGUGUGCAACAGCAUCUACAACCGCUUGUUAUUCGGGACAAACCUUCGGGCUACGGUAUUGUCAGACCAGCGGAUGUUCUCGUCAGGACAAGAUUCGCGCGCCUCAAUAGCUGCUCAGCCAAUGAUUCCACCGAGUCGCGAGGCAGCUGGGUUCAUGGAGGGUGCUGCGUUCACCGAGAAGUACAUGAAGUUGCCACAUAACAUGACUGUCCAUCCCGCUAUCGAGACGCCCUACGACGAGAUUCCGCUUGCAAAUAAUUUGACCUAA